Molecule: messenger RNA, 1170 nt
Organism: Cooperia oncophora
Lineage: Eukaryota; Metazoa; Nematoda; Chromadorea; Rhabditida; Trichostrongylidae
Source: the annotation of a GenBank genome assembly
AUGGUUGAUUUCAGGCAAGAUUCCUGUUCGGCUGAUGGAUACACCACGUCAGUGUACACUCUGUCAAUCUCCUCUGCCACCUAUGAUAAUCGUCGUCCAUGGUAUCUGGAGGAGUGUCCCUCGUCAAUUGCCACUACGUACAGUUCAGCGAAUAUCAAUCAGCCGGCUAUUGUAACUGUCGAUGUUCCAUCAGGGUGCACUAAAAUGCACACAGGAACUAGUGCAUCAGCUCCAUUAGCUGCCGGUAUCAUAGCACUGGCAUUAGAAGCCAACCCUGAUCUUACGUGGCGAGACAUGCAACAUAUUGUUCUUCGGACAGCUAACCCUACACCUCUUCUGGGUAAUCCCGGCUGGUCCCAAAACGGUGUGGGAAGAAUGAUCAGCAACAAGUUUGGCUAUGGUUUGAUGGACGGAGGUGCCCUUGUGAAGUUGGCCAAGACUUGGAGAACAGUUCCUGAGCAGCAUAUUUGCACGUAUGAAUACAAGCUUGCAGCUCCAAACCCUCGUCCGAUACAAGGUCGUUUCCAAAUGAAUUUCACGUUGGAAGUGAAUGGUUGUGAGUCUGGAACACCAGUGCUCUACCUGGAACAUGUUCAAGUCCAUGCUACUGUUCGGUACUCAAAACGCGGUGACCUGAAACUCACCCUUUUCUCGCCAUCCAGAACGAGAUCAGUACUCCUUCCUCCUAGACCCCAGGAUUUCAACAGCAAUGGUUUCCACAAAUGGCCAUUCCUAUCAGUACAGCAGUGGGGUGAAGAUCCUCGUGGAACGUGGGUCCUGAUGGUCGAGAGUGUCACGAACAACCCUUCGGCAUCUGGCACUUUCCAUGACUGGACGUUACUUCUCUAUGGUACCGCGGAUCCUGCGCAACCGGGUGAUACGGUCCAUCCACCAACCCCAGUACCCUCUCAAACGAUAACGUUUCCCGUUAUGAUGAUGGUCGUUCAAGCGGUCGUUCUGGUAGUGAUCGCGGCAUCGGCAGCGAUCGCUUGCCGCCGCGCUACUCCACCUCUUCCUUCAUCCACCACACCGCUUCCUGCAGCUCAUUCAAUGAUGAUCGACGAAUCCUCCUCCUCUUCCACUGCCACCUCUAACGGUGUAUCUCAAACCACUCAGCUGCAGCUGCAUCACGAACACCCAUACAGCGCAAACAAUGCAUUCACUUACUGA